CGGCGGGAGUAUGAAUACCCUCUCUCCAGCUCCCUGCUGGAAUCCUCCGCUUCCGCUGGGACGCUGUUGCCGCUACUCCUUUUCUCCCCUUUACAGGCUCCAAGGGCCACUCCCUUCUUUAGUGCUCCUCGUCCGCUCGCCCUCGGGGGGCCAGACCAGCGACAUGGAGAGCUGCAUCGGGGAAGAAUCUUUUCAGAUGUGGGAGCUCAAUCGACGCCUGGAGGCCUACUUGACUCGGGUCAAGACCCUAGAGGAGCAGAACCAGCUGCUCAGCGCUGAGCUUGGGGGACUCCGGGCGCAGUCCGGGGACGCCUCCUGGCGAGCCCGAGCCGACGACGAGCUGGCAGCCCUGCGGGUCCUCGUCGACCAGCGCUGGCGGGAGAAGCACGAGGCCGAGGUGCAGCGCGACAACCUGGCCGAAGAGCUGGAGAGCGUGGCGGGCCGCUGCCAGCAGGUGCGGCUCGCCCGGGAGCGGACCGUCGAAGAGGCCGCCUGCAGCCGGCGCGCGCUCGAGGCGGAGAGGAGUGCGCGGGGCUGGCUGAGCACCCAGGUGGCCGAGCUGGAGCGUGAGAUAGAGGCGCUGCGAGCCGCACACGAGGAGGAGCGCGCGCACCUGAACGCCCAAGCCGCCUGUGCGCCGCGCCGACCCCCCGCGCUGCCCCACGGAUCUCCCGUCCGGGCCCCCGAAGUCGAGGAGCUGGCCAGGCAGCUAGGCGAAGUGUGGCGCGGGGCUGUGCGUGGCUACCAGGAGCGCGUGGCUCACAUGGAGAGCUCGCUGGGCCAGGCCCGCGAGCGCUUGAGCCAAGCCGUGCGGGGCGCUCGGGAGAGUCGCUUAGAGCUGCAGCAGCUGCAGGCUGAUCGCGACAGCCUCCAGGAGCGCAGAGAGGCGCUGGAACAGAGAUUGGAAGGCCGCUGGCAGGACCGGCUGCAGGCCACUGAAAAGUUCCAGCUGGCUGUGGAAGCCCUGGAGCAGGAGAAACAGGGAAUACAGAGCCAGAUCGCUCAGAUCCUGGAAGGUGGGCAGCAACUGGCACACCUCAAGAUGUCCCUGAGUCUGGAGGUGGCUACAUACAGGACUCUGCUGGAGGCUGAGAACUCUCGGUUGCAGACACCUGGACGAAGUUCCCAGGCUUCUCUUGGCUUUCCGGACCCCAAGCUGAAGCUGCAUUUCCUUGGGAUACCAGAGGACCAGCACCUGGGAUCUGUGCUCCCUGUCCUCAGCCCAACAUCCUUCCCUUCCCCCUUGCCUAAUACCCUUGACACUCCUGCGACAGCCUUUCUGAAGACACAGGAAUUCCUUCAGGCCAGAACCCCCACCUUGGCCAGCACUCCCAUACCACCUAUGUCUGAGAUUCCCUGUCCUACAAAUGCAGAGGUCAGAGCCCAGGAUGCCCCUCUUUCCCUGCUCCAGACACAGGGUGGGAGGCAACAGGCUCCAGAGCCUCUUUGGGCUGAGGCCACAGUGCCUAUUUCUACUGGUGUCCUCCCAGAACUAGAGGAGCCUGGGGGCAAGGGAUACUUCCCUGAUGUUCCCACCUCCUUAACCCCACCCCUCAACCCUCACCACCCUGUUUUAGAGGCUAAAGAUGGAGAAUCUAGUGAGUCUAGAGUUUCUAGCAUAUUCCAGGAAGGAGAAGAUCAAAUCUGGGAACUCGCAGAGAAAGAAGCAGCCUUAGAGGUAAAAGUAGAGAAUAAUUUAGCACAGGAAUCACAAGAAAGUGGUCUGGACACAAAAGAAAUCCUGGAUUCCCAGGGACCUUUGCAAAAGGAAACCCUGAAGGCUCUAGGAGAGGAGCCGCUGUUGUCUCUGAAAAUCCAGAGUCAUGAGACAUCAGGAAAGGAGAAUUGCAAUUCAUCUAUAGAAGAGAACCUGGGAACACUAAAAAACACAGAAAAAGAAAAACAAUCACUGAAGUCUUUAGAAGAAAAGAAUGUAGAGGCAGAGAAAACUCUAGAAAACGGGCUUCCUGAGCUAUCUAUGCCUUUAAAAAAAGAAGACCCGAGAAUCGAGGAUCAAGAAUUAAUGUCUCCUGAAGGCACAUUAGAGACAGUUUCAUUUCUAGGAAAGGAAAAUCAAGAAAUAGUGAGGUCUUCAGAAGAGGGGAACUUAGAAACAUUGACAACUUUUAAAGAGGAGAGCCAGUACCCACUAGGAUGUCCAGAAGCCGAGGACCAGAUGCUUGAGAGACUGGUAGAGAAAGGGGGUCGGAGCUUCCCAGGGUCUCCAGAAGAAGAGGACCAGCAGGCAUUUAGACCUCUGCAGAAAGAGAACCAGGAGCCACUAAGGUGUGAAGAAACAGAGGACCAGAUGCAUGAGAGACUGAUAGAAAAGGCCAGUCAGGAGUCCCUGGGGUCUCCAGAAGAGAAUCAGGAGGCAUUUAGACCUCUGCAGAAAGAGAACCAGGAGCCACUAAGGUGUGAAGAAACAGAGGACCAGAUGCAUGAGAGACUGAUAGAAAAGGCCAGUCAGGAGUCCCUGGGGUCUCCAGAAGAGAAUCAGGAGGCAUUUAGACCUCUGGAGAAAGAGAAUCAGGAGCCACUAAGGUUUGAAGAAAUGGAGGACCAGAUGCAUGAGAGACUGAUAGAAAAGGCCAGUCAGGAGUCCCUGGGGUCUCCAGAAGAGAAUCAGGAGCCACUAAGGUUUGAAGAAGUGGAGGACCAGAUGCAUGAGAGACUGAUAGAAAAGGAGAGUCAGGAGUCCCUGGAGUCUCCAGAAGAGGAUCAGGAGGCAUUUAGACCUCUGGAGAAAGAGAAUCAGGAGUCAUUAAGGUUUGAAGAAGCAGAGGAUCAGACGCUUGAGAGACUGAUAGAAAAGGAAAGUCAGGAGUCCCUAAGGUCUCCAGAAGAAGAGGACCAGAGGAUUGGGAAGCCUCUAGAAAGAGAGAAUCAGGAAUCUCUGAGGUCUCUUGAUGAAAACCAGGAGACCAUUGUACUACUAGAAAGCAAGAACCAGAGGCCACUGAGGUCUCUAGAAGUAGAAGAGGAGGAGCAGAGAAUUGUGAAACCUCUAGAAAAAAUGAGCCAGGACUCCCUCAAAUCUCUAGAAAAAGAGAACGCACAGCCACUGAGGUAUCUGGAAGAAGAUGACUGCAUGAUUCAGAGCCUGCUAGACAACAAGACUCACAAGAGCCUGGGGUCUCUUGAAGAUAGAAAUGAGGAGAACAUAAUACCACCAGAAAGUGAGACCCAGGCUUCACUGAGGCCUCCAGAAGAGGAAGAACAGAGGAUUGUGAACUGUCUAGAAAAAGAAAGCCAGGAGUUCCUGAGGUCUCCAGAAGAAGAGAACCACGGACCACUGAGUUCUGUAGAAAAAGAGGACCAGAUGGUUGAGAGCCAGCUAGAGAAAGAGAGUCAGGACUCAGGGAAGUCUCUAGAAGAUGUGAGCCAGGAGACCUUUGGAUCUCUGGAAAAUGAGAAUCCAGAGUCCCUGAGAUCUCUAGCAGGCGAUGACCAAGAGGAUCAGAAACUUGAACCAGAGACCCAACAGCCACUGAGGGCUAUAGAGGACGGGCAGGCAGCAGCGAGCCCACCAGAAAAGGUGGAUCCAGAGUUACAGAAGCCUCUUAGAAAUGACCAGGAAAUAGUUAGGUCUCUUGACAAAGAGAGUCAAGAGUCACCAGUGUCACUGAAAGAAGAAGGUAUGGAGACAGUGAAGUCUUCAGAAACAGAGAACAUAGAACCACUGGAGACUGCAGAAGAGGACCCAGAAAGAAGGAAGUUUAUAGAUACUCAAGAGCCAUUGUGGUCUACCCAAGUGACUGGUGAGGCAAUAGAACCUCUAGAAGAUGAGAUCCAACAACCACUGGGGUCUGUGGAUGAGAACCAAGAGACGCUGACGCCCCUUGAAAAGGAGAGUCAAGAACCGAGAUCUCUGGACAAGGGGAACCUAGAGACUGUGGAGUCACCAGGAGGGGUAGAGGACAGUCAGCAGUGCCUGGGAGUGGAAGAGGGUCUGGAGAGGGAACAGCACCAAGAGUCCCUGAGGUCUCUGGGAGAGGUGGAGCAGGAGCUGCCUGGGUCUGGAGAUCACCAGAGGUGGGAGGAGGUGGUGGAGGACAGAGCAGCGGGUCAGGAAGCGCCCCUGGGGACCAUAGGAGUGGAAACUCAGGAUAAGGCGGAGUCGCAUCUGAGGGGACAAGGUGGGGAGGAAGAAGCAGCAGAGCAGGGAGAGCGGCUGCAGGGUGUCAUGGAGGAGGCCUGGAGUCUGGGGAGCUCGGAGCCCAAGGAGCAGAGGGUCCCUGCUGAGUCCCUCAACAACCUGGAGGGACAACCAGAGCAGAUGGGGGCCCUAGAGGUCCCAGUUGCUCAGGGAGUGCCAGAGGUGACAGAACAAGAUGAGCAAAGAGCCCAGGCAGGUGAACAAGACUGCGUAGAGGUGACCCUCGGGCCAGAGGCUGCCAGCACUGGACUGGAACUUGAGCAGGAAGUGGUAGGGCUAGAGGAUCCAAGGCAUUUCACCAGGGAGGAGGCCAUUCACCCAUCCCUGGGGGAGGAAAGUGUGAAGGCAAAGAUAGCUCAGGGCUUGGAAGGGCCUGGAAAGGAACCAAAAGAGGCAGGUGCUCUGGACUCGGGGAUCCUUGAAUUACCCAAGACUAGCAGUGAGGCUCUGGAAUGCGAGGGCCCUGAAGAGUCUGUGGAGGGCUGGGGAGAAGAGGAGGCCUCACUGGAGACCUCAGACCAGGAGGGCGGCGAUGCACCUCAGCCCAUGCCCCCGGAGACAGGGGACGAUGAGGGUGUACAGGCAGCACUGACAGCCCCAGAUCCCAAGCUCAAGGAACCCUGUUCACCCAUCCCAAUCCUGACAGAUGCCCAUGAGCUGCAGCUCCAGGCUGAGGAGAUCCAGAAGGCUGGGUGGCAGCCAGAAGCUGGGCCUGAAGCACUGGGAAGGGUAGAAGAUGAGGUGGAGUUUGGUCUUGGGGAGGAGAUCCCCGAGGGCCUCCCUGAUUGGGAGGAGGGCAGAGAAGACAGCGAGGCUGAUGAGCUAGGGGAAACUCUCCCAGACUCUACUCCCCUGGGCCUCUACCUGAGGUCUCCUGCCUCCCCUAAGUGGGACCUGGCUGGAGAACAGAGGCUUUCCCCUCAAGGGGAGGCCAGGAAGGAAGGUUGGGGUCCUGUUGUCCUGGCUGCUCAGGGUCUCAGUGAUCCACCUGAGGAGGAGGAGGAGGAGCAAGGCCAUGACUCUGACCUAUCAUCUGAGGAAUUUGAGGACCUAGCCACUGAGGCCUCUCUUCUCCCAGGUGUUCCCAAGGAGGUGGCAGAUCAUCUGGGCCAAGCGCCCCCAGUGCUGCAGCCUGCAGGCUGGGAUCAGGGUGGGGAGUCUGAUGGGUUUGCUGAUGAGGAAGAGAGUGGGGAGGAGGGAGAGGAAGAAGAUGUUGAUGAGGAAGGAGCAGAGUCCGGGGCUCAAUGGUGGGGGUCAGGGCCCUCUGGUGGAGGUGUCAAAGUCCAGGAUAUCACCCAAAGAGGGGACCUGGAACAGGAAUCCGCGGGUGUCAGUGGUCUCUGGGAUGAUGGCUUGAGAGGGACUGCGGCUAAUGUUCCUGUGACUACCCUAGAGAUGGCGUCUCAGGACAGUGCUGAGCCUUCUGAGUCAGAGGGGUCUGAGUCUGCUUCCUUGGAGGGAGAGGAAGGUCAAGCAACUGACCAUUUAGAUGCUCCCCAAGAGGUGACUAGCAAGGUCCCAGGGGCAGGAGAUACCUUUGAUGUCAGUGGCCAGGGCCCCAACUCGGAGUCCGAGCAAGUGAAUGGGAGGGUGGAGAAUGGACUAGGGCAGCCUGAGGGGCAGGUGGUUCUGGAUGCGGACAAGGACAGCCUCCCUUUACAGGAACAGGAGGUGGGUGCCCUAAAGGCCCCUUUGGUAGAGUCCCCUGUGCACUUAGGCCCAAGCCAGUUCCUCAAGUUCACUCUGAGUGGAGUAGAUGGAGAGCCCUGGUCCUCAGAGGAAGACUAGAAACUGCCCCUCUGACACUGAGGACUUAACAGUGGGGAUGUCCCUCCCUGCUCUGGGCCAGCACUCUUAGCUUUGCUCGCUUGACCUGUGGUAUCCGUUCUGGAGAGGUGUGGCUGGCUGAGGUGAGAUCCUGUUUGGAUCACCAUGAAGGCUCAAGUCAGCUGAGCCUGUAGUUCUACGUGCCCCCUUCUUCUGUGGCUCCCCUGCUGGAAGAGGCCUAAGCCCAGAGCUUUCCCCUGAGGCUGUCCUGGCCAGAGCUUGCUAGCCCUGCCUGUCUACAGUACUGCCACCUGCACAGGGUCUGGUGCAUGCCCGGAGGAGCUGAGGGCAGCACUUAUGAGUAACCCCCCCCCUCCAUCUCUCUUGUUCCUCUCUUCCUCCCUUGAAUAAAGUUGUAUCCCUACCUACA
This is a messenger RNA of Apodemus sylvaticus (European woodmouse), 6356 nucleotides long. It is a transcript of the gene Nes, whose product is annotated as nestin. Gene Ontology annotation, biological process: positive regulation of intermediate filament depolymerization. Lineage: Eukaryota; Metazoa; Chordata; Mammalia; Rodentia; Muridae. Gene Ontology annotation, molecular function: intermediate filament binding; CCR5 chemokine receptor binding. The record is from RefSeq and is a predicted model, not a curated record. Gene Ontology annotation, cellular component: intermediate filament. The coding region runs from base 11 to 5947 and encodes 1978 amino acids. The transcript has 4 exons.